AAUUGGCGUAGAUUGAUCAUGGUUUUAACAAAGGAAGUGGUUCUGCCGGAGUUUACAACAUUGACCGUGCCAGAGGUAGAUCUGUCUACCGCGACUUUGAUGUCCGCGGCACCGUACGUCGGAAAGUAUUGCGAGUCAGUCAACAACGAAUUUAUGCUUUGUAGAUACGAGUCGAAUGACCCACGGGCUUGCGUUGACCUUGGUAAGAAAGUGACGGCUUGCACACUGCAGCUAUUCAGAAACAUCAAAAACAAUUGUAGGCGAGAAUUCAACAAUUAUUCGUAUUGUAUUGAUAAAAGCUCAGGUGAUUUUUCUUUAACCAAAUGUCGAAAAACCCAAGCUGUUUUCGACCAGUGCAUGAAAGAUAAGAUGUGUAUCGAAAGACCCGAUUUCGGGUACUUUUGUCGUGCGAGAGUCCACCGCAGUUCCAGCGCUCCACCACCACCAGAGCCUUGUCCAUGCGGUCCGAAAGUCCAAGAUGAAACGCCAUCUUUGCAAGAUUGCAAGCCACGCCCACCUGCUCGCUUCGGCGGGCGUUACUUUUGGAUCACAGAAUAA
Nymphalis io (European peacock) is the source of this 558-nucleotide messenger RNA. Its product is annotated as NADH dehydrogenase [ubiquinone] 1 alpha subcomplex subunit 8-like. NCBI's taxonomy places the organism in Eukaryota, Metazoa, Arthropoda, Insecta, Lepidoptera, Nymphalidae. The record is from RefSeq and is a predicted model, not a curated record. Gene Ontology annotation, biological process: mitochondrial electron transport, NADH to ubiquinone. The transcript has a single exon. Bases 19 to 558 code for a protein of 179 amino acids.